AUUCAGACCCGGUUUUCUCCCGAGAAUGUGUUCUCGCUCGUUCUGCAGCGCCGAAAACGGAUUAUCGCCAGCAAUGAAAAGAAGGCUAGUUUGCUCUCUGCGCUUUGUUCGCCUUUCCGUCUGGCCGUCGCCACCAAAGGUAGCUUUUAUGAAUCAAAUUUCUCCCUCCUUUCGAGCAGCUUGUGUGGUCGCGUGCUUAUGGUGCGCGCUAAGAAUCAUUUUUGUGGAGGGUCUAGGUUCGAAUCCCAUUGGCGGCACAAUUUUUGUUAUUUGCCUCCUGAUAAUUAUCGCGAGAACCGGCAAGGUGAUAAAGUUGGAUAGCGAAAAUGGCAAGAGCGAUUUUCAGUUUUCGGCUAUCUUUGGUCGUUGACAACAGCAGCGAACGAUAAACAUUUCUCACUGGAAAAAAGAAUCGUUGAAUUGUUCGGUUGCUCGGAAAAUGCCAAUUUUCGUCUCAAUUUGCUGAUAAUUUCAUUCCCUGGUGCUUAUUUCAGAAAUUACACAACACAUUUCAAACGAAAUCGUUGUUUUUGAUGAUUGUUUCUCUUUCCUUAUCACUUUGCACGAUAUUAUAUGUAGCAUCAAAGCAGUGUCGAUGUUUCUAGCGCAUUUUUUCCACGAACUAAGCAAUCAAAACAAAACAUUGGACGCCAUGUUGAAUUGAAUGCUGGGUAGAUGAUUCUGGCCCUUCGUCAUCCUCCUGUUUUUAUCCCUUUUUAAGCUUUUUAUGCUUUUUAUCUCCGUUUUGAGAUAUUUCGUUUUAUCGUGUAUGCCUAUUCAAUUUCCUAAGUGCAUUUUUGCCUCAGUGUACUAACGUAAAACAACAACAACAACAAGCUUGUUCGUCUUCCAAACAAAAUUCCAUCCGGCUCCAAACAGGAAUCUUGGCCGAAGCCAAGUGGAAAUCGAUUUAAUCUAUCGAAAUAGCUACUUUCCUAGCCACAAUAUCGAUGUGGAAUCAAGUGACGUGUGAACCAAUACAUAUCCCAAAGAUGGCCACAAUCAACGAUCUUCCGAACGAGAUCCUCCUUGCGAUUUUCCAACAUAUUGAGGGUAAGAAGCACCUCACCCGUAUCUGCAAACUCUGGAAUGAGUUGAUUGUAAAUUUCCUGGUUCUGAAGAUCAGUCUCCUUAGUGAGGAACGUAUCAGGAAAUUUGCAGACAUGGUCUUUACCCGCAGCUAUCAGCAGCUGAGCAUCUCCGGGGUGAUGUUGGUGGAGUCGGACUUCAACUGGACGGGACGCUCGCGGCAGCUGAAAAAUGCGCCUAAGCGAGCUCGUAAGGAAACUGAUCCGUACGUGCUAUUGCGCAAAUGUCUACAAGUGGUCCGUCAGUAUGAAAGGACCGUGCGGGUUAUGAGUUUGUCCUUUGGGCCGAUUAUGGACAAAAGUUUGCUGGCAUUCUUGCCCCGGGGCGAUGGACCUAGUUCGUUGGAGUGUUUGGUGAUCGAGAUUAAUAAUUGGCACAUAAUGAAGGAGGAGAAUUGGAACGUUAGUCGAAUGGAGUUUAUUGCGGAAGAGGGAUUACAGGAAAUUUCCGAGAUGCCGAAGCUCAAAAGCCUUAGGUUCGGCGACAGCCGCACCAAAGGGGAUCGAACUGUCCGACGGAAGUUCUUUGAUGCAAUCACCCGGAACGCGAAAGCGAUAACAUCCAUAUCUCUGACAUCUAGGUCUGUUACAUGUUAUUCGGAUUACCGGAUUGUUCGAAGUUUUUCGACGCAGUUACAGGAAUUGACCAUCACCGUUUGGCCCCUAUUUGUAAAAGAUUUCUUCCAGCUUUCGUUUCCGAAAGUAAAAAUCCUUAAACUAGACUUCAAAUGCAUCGCAUUACCAGAUGCGGCCCAUUUAUUUCAAAACCUCAAGUCACUCAUCGAUCUGACCGUUACUAAUGCAGACAAUGACGAGUUCUUGCGGCAGGGCGUAUAUCGCCACGCUACAACCGUCGAGCGGUUGACUAUCAGUGAAAACCGAAAUAUCACCAUGGACGGGCUGCAGGGUUUGAUCGGAUUGAAGGAAUUGCAACUCGAAUGCGAAUGCUCGUGGUUCGAAUUUGACGAGCAAAGCGCGGUGCCUUGCUCUUCGUUGUUGGAGAAGCUGGUGAUUGAACGGUGCACCAACGGCAUUUCCUUCUACGGCGCUUUGCCGGAAAGUGUACCUCACAUUACGGAACUUCACAUCACCGGAGAUAAUACGUUUAACGAUGGGUGCCUUCGGGCAAUCUGCACGACAAUGAACAACAUACGCCGACUGAAACUCACCCUAAUACCAUUUGUGGACGACCCGAUUACUGAUGUGAGCUUGCGUUACAUUGGAAACCUCCGCAAACUGGAAUACCUCUUCUUGGAAUCCUACGAUGAUGAAGAUACCAUCCAGCUUACUGGGUCUGGUUGGGUGUCAUUGCUGUGGGCGUCGGAUGUCCACCUCAAUGGCUUUUAUGAGAUUGAUCUGCCGAACAUGUUGGACCUUCUGUUGAAUCCGAACUUACGAAAGUUGACCUUGGAUCAGUGCGGCAGAGCUUGCCGUAUAGUGGAAACUGUGAGGAAGCUCAAGCAGCUGAUGAGUGAUUCACGACCGCUACCACAUAUUGCGGUCAUCAACGUGUGAGAGCACAGGUUCUGGAGGCCCCAAGCCGCAAUCGAUCCACGGUGCAAUCAAUACUAAUGGCUUUUUGACGACAGUUAAAAACAAAAAAUAUUACACAGACUAUCCCAGCCGGGAUAUAAGCUACCAAAGUUGACGAA
Molecule: messenger RNA, 2740 nt
Organism: Aedes albopictus (Asian tiger mosquito)
Lineage: Eukaryota; Metazoa; Arthropoda; Insecta; Diptera; Culicidae
Exons: 5
Coding region: 951-2603 (550 amino acids)
Biological process (GO): SCF-dependent proteasomal ubiquitin-dependent protein catabolic process
Cellular component (GO): SCF ubiquitin ligase complex
Molecular function (GO): protein binding
Source: RefSeq, a predicted model, not a curated record